CGUCGUGGGCGGGGCCUGCGUGCGUCACUUCCGUCAAAACUACAACAAACGCCGUGUGACGCGGGCUCCGAGCUAACUCACGCCGCCUUUAUUUACGGUUUAUUCCGGUUUCACGGACCCGCCACGCUUCAACCGGCAGCUGCGUAACCACCAGGUCUCUUCAGUCGGACCGGAUGAUAAGUGGCCUCCAUGGUGGCAGGUUCGUUGCUCAUGGAACCGUCCGCUAAGCCUGGGAACAACCAGGUGGCUGAUGUGGUGUUUGUCAUCGAGGGGACGGCAAACCUCGGACCGUACUUUGAAUCACUGAGGAAAAAUUACAUACUUCCAGCUAUAGAAUAUUUCAAUGGAGGGCCGCCAGCAGAAACAGAUUUUGGUGGAGAUUACGGAGGGACGCAGUACGGCCUUGUGGUCUUCAACACAGUGGACUGUGCUCCUGAGUCGUACGUCCAGUGUCACGCACCGACCAGCUCUGCCUUCGAGUUUGUCUCGUGGAUCGACAACAUCCAGUUCAUGGGAGGUGGAGCAGAAAGCUGUAGUUUAAUCGCAGAGGGGCUUUCCGUGGCCUUGCAGCUCUUUGAUGACUUUAAAAAGAUGAGGGAGCAAAUAGGUCAAACCCACAAAGUGUGUGUGCUGCUGUGUAACUCUCCUCCAUACCUCCUUCCUGCCGUGGAGAGUGUCAGCUACACCGGCUGCACGGCGGACAGCUUGGUCAAAAUCAUCAGAGACAGAGGAAUUCACUUCUCUGUGGUGGCUCCUCGGAAGCUUCCCGCACUGAGGGCUCUGUACGAGCGAGCGUCUCCAGUAGGAGGUGUGGUUGAACCCCAUCCAGACUACAGUCAAGACCCUUUCCACAUGGUCCUGGUCAGAGGCAUCUCGCUUCCUGUUUCUUUAGGUGGACCUGGGCCGCUCAAACCUGUCCUCCCUCCUCAGCCGCUGCCUGUCACUCAGCCUCACGGUGGAGCUCCACAGCCCCCUCCGCCCAUUAACACAAACCACCCUUAUCAGAAUCCGGCCCCCAUGACUGCUGCUCUGGCGGCUGCACAGAUGGCCGUGGAGGCAGCCAACAACCAGAAGAGUCGCUUUCCAGGGUUGGUCAAUCCAGGUCCUCCGUUCACCGGUCAGCCAACCAUCCCGUCGGUCCCCGGGGUGAAGCACAAUCAGCCCAGCAUAUCAACAGUCACCACAGCGACACAGCCCAUGAUGCCGCAGCAACCAGUUGCCCCCAAUCCUCAGCAGCCAGUCCCGCCCCCGGGACAGCCCGUGCCCAAUCAGCAGCCGCAGCCACAGCCGCAACCGCCGCCUCAGCCGCAACCCACGGCGCCUUCGGCACAGCCAAACAUGCCUGGUGUGUCCGGAGGUCAAGGCGGCGCAAAUCAAAUUGGACAGCCUCAAGGUGUGGCCAAUAAGAUCGUAGCAUGGACCGGCGUUCUGGAGUGGCAAGAGAAGCCCAAAGCCUCUUCGAUGGACUCGACGACCAAACUGACGCGCUCUCUGCCGUGUCAGGUGCACGUUAACCAGGGGGAAAAUCUGAACACAGACCAGUGGCCACAGAAGCUCAUCAUGCAGCUGAUUCCACAGCAGCUACUGACGACCUUAGGUCACCUCUUCAGAAACUCUCGAAUGGUUCAGUUUCUCUUCACCAACAAAGACGUGGAGUCGCUGAAAGGCUUGUACCGCAUCAUGACCAACGGUUUUGCGGGCUGCGUCCACUUCCCCCACACCACCUCGCCCUGUGAGGUGCGGGUGCUGAUGCUGCUCUACUCGUCCAAGAAGAGAAUAUUCAUGGGACUCAUCCCCAACGACCAGAGCGGCUUCGUCAACGGCAUCCGGCAAGUCAUCACCAACCACAAGCAGGUCCAGCAGCACAGAGCGCAGCUGGGCGGUGGAGGAGGUCCGAUGCAGCCUGGUCAGGUCGCCCCCAACCAGAACUUCCUUAACAGGCCCCCUGGCCCCAUCCCCGUCUCCCACGGCAACGUCCAGCAGCAGUCUGUGGUGGUGGGCAUGCCCCCUGUUAGUCAGGUCUCUAUGAUGGAGGAGCAGCAGAGGCAGAACAACAUGAUGACGAUGAGAGCAGCCGUACCAGCCAACCAGCAGCCGCCGGUCAGCGGCGCUCCACCCAACCAGGUCGCGCAGAGCGGACAAGCCGCGCCCCAGGGUCCCAUCCUCCGCCUGUCAAACCCAGGAGCCAAUCCGCAGCUUCGCAGCCUCCUCCUCAGCCAACAGCAGCCACAGGGUGGAGUGCCUCACAUGUCAGGCAUGAUGUCUCACCAGGGUUUAGGGCAGCAGUUGGUCCAUCCGACACCAGGAGGGGGGGCUCAAAUGCAGGGCCAGUGGAGGCAACCCUUGGCAGGUCAGAUCCUGAUGUCCGGAGGUCAGAGAGGUGCCGUACCUCAGCCCGGGAUGCCGUCAGUCACCAGCGUGAUGGAGGACGAAAUCCUCAUGGACCUCAUCUGACGGAGCGGCACAGAUUCAUGAACAGUGUUUACUUUUCUUUUCUUUUUUUUGCAGCUUGUUUGGACACGUGCAUUGAGCCGCUCUGUUGCUUUACUGCGACAAAUAUUCAACAUAAUUAAGGAAACGAAUCAUGAGUAGUUUCUCUUUUUUUUUUUUUUUUGUGGCUCUGAGCAGCUGAAGUUAAUUAGGGGCA
Molecule: messenger RNA, 2647 nt
Organism: Larimichthys crocea (large yellow croaker)
Lineage: Eukaryota; Metazoa; Chordata; Actinopteri; Sciaenidae
Gene: med25
Product: mediator complex subunit 25
Exons: 20
Coding region: 190-2454 (754 amino acids)
Biological process (GO): positive regulation of transcription by RNA polymerase II
Cellular component (GO): mediator complex; transcription regulator complex
Source: RefSeq, a predicted model, not a curated record